UAUUAUCAUUAUUGAAAACGAACAUUUUCAUAGUUUUGUUGUUUAAUUCCAGUAAUGCGGAACAUGUUGCCGGCUUCAUUAGACUUCUAAUAGUUUAUGGUGCGCUGCUCUGGUCUUUACGUCUGCUUUCUGGAGAAAGCACUGGACCCUGGUAGAGAAAUCUGCGUAAAGCAUUUAGUAAGUUUGGCACUUGCACAGGAGAAAAAGGAGCAAAAGAAGAGUCUACAUGAUGUAAUCGUAAGAGAAGCCGCCGCUUCGCUGGAGAGAUGUGUGAAGAGCCCAUUGCAGAACAGAUGGGCUCUAUGGUUCUAUAAGAAUGACAAAAGUAAAACCUGGCAGGCGAACCUGCAGCUCAUCACCAAGUUCGACACAGUGGAGGAUUUCUGGGCAAUAUAUAACCACAUUCAAGUUGCCAGCAAGCUGUCGUCGGGCUGUGACUACUCUCUGUUUAAGGAUGGGAUUGAGCCCAUGUGGGAGGAUAGGAGGAACAAGUGCGGCGGCCGCUGGCUAAUUACUCUGUCAAAGCAGCAGAGGCACACCGAGCUUGAUCGGUUUUGGCUGGAAACUCUCCUGUGCAUCAUCGGAGAGUCCUUUGAUGAUUACAGCGAUGAUGUGUGCGGAGCUGUCCUCAAUGUCCGUGCAAAGGGAGAUAAAAUCGCAGUCUGGACGACCAAUACAGAAAACAGGGAGGCUGUCACUUACAUUGGGCGCAGGUACAAGGAAGGGCUGGGGCUCCCUGCAAAGAUAGUGAUUGGCUAUCAGGCUCAUGCAGACACCGCAACAAAGAGCAACUCCCUUGGCAAGAACAAGUUUGUUGUCUGAGAGGCUGUGAUGGUCUUGGUAGAGGAAGCAGAACUGCAGUGUUAACUUCAGUUAAUGUCCUGACGUGUGGUGUUUUUUUUUUUUUUCCUUGGGGGGGGGGUGGGGGGGCAGUGACAUGGCUGUUUUUGGUUCGUUUUCAUUGAGUGUGCAGCUCUUGCACUGUUCUGUUAUCUAAAGUAAAUUAAUGUGUGGAGAUGCAAAUGGUUUUGUUUAGUUGCAUGGACUGACUACAUUGUCCCUCUGUGUAUAAAAUAAAAAUAUAUAUUUGCAUUUGUUGAUCAAGAAAUGUGUUAUACUGCAUUUAAUAAGGUCCUGUAAAGUAUGUAAGACAUGGAGUAGUCCUGUGUGUUUCAGCUGUUUUGAACCUCUGCUUCAUCUGAGCUUGUGUAACGAUGCAGACUGUGUUUCAAGACCGUUCUCACAAUUGUAGGUGGUUUUGUGUGGUGGGGGAAGGGGGCUUUGUGUUAUUUUCAUGCUCUACAUUUCUUAAUACGAUGGUUGCUCUUUUUGUUUUCUUUUGAUUAAAAAUAUCAAAUAUUUGGAAGAUAACUUUAUUUUGUACUUGCUGGUGGAUGCGUGCCGUUGCCAAGAAAGAGGGUGCCGAGUCAAGAGCAUCUAACAGUGAUGUGAGAUUAAUUUGCAACAUCGUCUUACCUGUUGUCUUGCUCAAAAAUCCCAUCUGUCUGUGCACAAUGGUUGCUUAUAUGGAAGGCGUGUUAAUCACGUUUUUUAUAAUUGAAUUUCCUCUCCUUAGCACUAGCUGUGUUAUCACUGCUUCUGUGUUGUUUUUUUAA
Messenger RNA from Acipenser ruthenus (sterlet), 1616 nucleotides. Its product is annotated as eukaryotic translation initiation factor 4E-1B-like. The transcript has 7 exons. Gene Ontology annotation, cellular component: eukaryotic translation initiation factor 4F complex; cytoplasm. NCBI's taxonomy places the organism in Eukaryota, Metazoa, Chordata, Actinopteri, Acipenseriformes, Acipenseridae. Gene Ontology annotation, biological process: translational initiation. The coding region runs from base 97 to 822 and encodes 241 amino acids. Gene Ontology annotation, molecular function: translation initiation factor activity; RNA 7-methylguanosine cap binding. The record is from RefSeq and is a predicted model, not a curated record.